AUGUUUGUGCUAUCCUUUUUGCUGUUCUUCCCGUUUGUUUUGGUUGGCGCCCUGGGGUUGGAGAGAGAUCAGUGUGGUGGAUAUGACGGCGUGCGGAUUUUCUACCGCGACGAUCACUCGCUGGUCCGUGAUCCCGGCCGCUAUGAGAUCAAAAACACUACCAUCACUUGCUUCCAAAGCUUGAAGAGAGAUGCUCUGCAGGCGGCGGUUGAUCCUUCAGUUUGUCCCCCAUCGACGGCAGUGCUAAAUGUGGGGCCGGUGCGCAUAAUUCCGGAUCGCUUGAGCAUGCUUCCAUAUAUGACUAUGAAUAUCACCGUCGACGUUUUUGUUCCGUUUGACUGGCUUUAUGUGCAGAUGGAAUGUCUUCAAGCAUCUGACCAAGAAGACCAGUAUUGCCAUAAUCCGAAUGCCCUGAUGCAUUCUAACGGGCACACCAUCUCCCCAUGUCGCGCUUUGAGCCUUAAAGGAUCCCGACCAAUUUUACCGAUUCGGUUCAACUACGACUGUUUCCGGCUUUAUGGGUUUUCACAAUAUCGGAUCAACGCGACGUUAUACCCGAGUAAUUGCCAGGUUUCGUUGCUAGCGACGGUUCCAUCAAUCGGCGAUAUUUUCCCGGAGGAUGUGAAAAUCAACCAGAUGGAGGAAUGGGCGCCGCUCGUUAUGAUCGACAUAUCCGAAUCGGAUGGCGUUUGGGUCCGCUUUUCGCCGCCUGAAUACUACAUCUGGCAGGAGAUGCAGAUAUCCGUGGCAGAACGCACACUCGACAGCAAGGCCCUGCGUAUUAUCGAGGAUUUCGUGGUCAAAUACCCCGUCAUGGGAAUCAAGUGGAAGGACGCUCCUUUGGGCCAUUACACCGUAUUUGUCUAUGUGCCGCGUCAUGAUUGCCGGCUGAUCUGCGAGGGCCAACAUAAUGUGUGUAAAGUCUGCAUUCACACCCCUAUAAACUUCACACUAUCGGAGCACAAGGCGAGCAUUCCAUGGCGGACGGUUCGAGGCGUCAAGGAUGCUGGGUUUUUCGUGUUGGCGAUCCUACUAGCCGUCGUGCUCAUGGUCGGUGUUGGAGGGUGUGCCGUUUUGGCUUUCCUGCGUCGCAGAGCGUUGAAGAAUCCGCGUAGCUUCGAAUUGACCGAACGUCCGACAGUCUGCAUAAUUUUUGCGGACGAUUGUCAGGAGCACAGUGAUGUCGUCACGCAGCUUGGAGCCUCUAUCCGAAGGCUUGCGAAUGCGAAUGUUUUGAUAGAUCAAGAGCAAUUGGGGCAUACAGGCGACAAACCGACCCGUUGGCUCCUCAACGCACUGACCUCAUCAUCCAGGAUUUUGAUUGUCAUCUCCCCAACGGUUCCAGAACUACUUUCCAGAGCACCUUCCCGUCGGCUCAUCCAACGUCGCCCGAUUCCCGACCUCUUCAGCCAUGCCAUCGACAUGAUUUGCUCGGAUGCUGCGCUACAAGGACGCCGGGACCGUUUCGCGCUCCUCCGCCUGCCUUAUUCGCCACCUACACCGCCUGAACUCAGGCUGUUGGGACUGCCAUCGUUUGAAAUGCCAUCGGAACUCGUUCAACUCACAACGUUUCUUCAUGGUGUCCAAGCUGCCACAGCCAUCCACCCACUGGAUCCGGAAGAACGUUCGCGUGUACAGGCGGCGAUUUCCCGAUUUACCUUGAUGACUGCAAAAAAUCCGCGUUGGAUGGAUGUUCGCUUCACCGCCGAGGUUCCCGACCACGCUAUUGUGGAUAUCGUCGACGUGCCUUUGAAGACCGGCAAUAGCGCGACGCUUGAACCGCGAAAAACUGAUGCGGAACUUGGCUUGCUUGAGCCGGGUGAUGACAGCGAUGAAGAAAAACAGCCGAUGGAAGAUACAUCGGGAUUCGUGAAACCAGCGAGGCCUAAGCGGAGUUGCGCCACAACUCGCAAAUUAUACGAGGAGGUGGCCACGUCUUCGGCAGCUACUGACUCGGAAUACAAUGCCUCCGAGGAUGAGCGCAUGCUGCAAAAGCGCUAUGGGAAGAAGCCUCGCUUAGACUCGUCGACUGACACCGGAAUGAGCGAGCUUGAAGACGAAGGUGGUGGCCGCCCCUCUCGACAUGCCUUGAAGAAGCGUCGCAAGCAGCGUGGAACGGCGGUAGAAUUGCCUCAUGCUUGCUCAAAGUGCCCAAUGCGCUUCCUAUUCCCGAACAAGCUAAAGCUGCACUUUGAAAGCAAACACUCGGACAAGCACGGAUGCACGCGGUGUGGCGACAGAUUUGCGGUCUUCGAAGAGCUGCGUAAGCAUUGGGCAACGGCACAUCGCCGUGUUUACAAAUGCGGCAAAUGUGACUACCAGCACCACACAAAAUCACAGCUGCGCCGUCACGUCCACAAGCAGCACCAGCUGGGUAUCCUAUGCCCGUUUCCUGGGUGCGACGCCGCUAUGUCUGCUUGGCGAAUGGGCCAGCAUAUCAAGAAGGCUCACGCCGAGGUGCAAGGCAAACCCGAACCAGGAACCUCGAAUAUCCCGAGAUGCCCUUCUUGCGAGUAUCAGGAUUCUAAUGCGGAAACGUUGGAGUUGCACGUCGACAGAGCCCAUCGCAGCGGCUUCAUGUGUCCCGUUGAUGGCUGUGACACUCAUCUCUAUCUCUCCGGUUUGACGGCCCAUUUUAACUCGUUUCACCCGAGUGCCCCUUUGGAGGACGGCGACGAGGAGAGAGAUGAGGAGUUCUCAUCACUAUUUCCCGGUGAUAUGUCGCCCCGUCGCGAAGCAUUCACCGAGGAGGAGACUGGAGAUGAGAUGACAACAUCUCCACCGAAAAACAACAAUUCUCUAUCUAAUGGGCUUGCGCUGGAUAGUUACAAAGGACCUCAUGCUUGCGAAUAUUGCCCAAAGACGUUUCCAAGUGCUUAUCGAAAACAGAAACAUUGUGCAGAUGUCCACGACAAGCGUUACGCUAGGCCGUUGCGGCCGAAAGCCUAUGCCUGCUCCCAAUGUGAUCAAGCCUUCACCUCGCCAGGGCGCUUACAAGAUCACUUGAAUACGCAUACAGGUGCCACACCGUUUGGCUGCCCAAAGUGUGAUAGGGCCUUCACCGCACGUGCACAUCUUGCGAAACACUUGAAGAAGUUUCAUCUCACGAGCAUCAAGGAUCUGAAGAGCGUCGAAGAGCUCGGUGCCUCGUUACGGACGAUC
Messenger RNA from Mesorhabditis spiculigera, 3162 nucleotides. The record is from the annotation of a GenBank genome assembly. NCBI's taxonomy places the organism in Eukaryota, Metazoa, Nematoda, Chromadorea, Rhabditida, Rhabditidae.